GGGCGGGGCUUCCGGACCGAGGCGGGCGCAGAGUGAGGCGCGGGCUGCAGGCUCAAUUGAGUGGACGGUGGUAGCCGGCUGCGAUUCCAGCGGUUAGGCAGGUCCGGGCUCGGCUGCCUCUCCGCCCGGGGCUAAGAUGGCUCGAGGCGAGCGGCGGCGGCGCCCGGCGCCCGCAGAGGGGACGCGGCCGGUGGAGCGGGCUCGUGGCCCCGGGCGGCGGGACGGCAGGGAAGGGGCGCGGGGCUCUGCGGGCGGCGCGGCGUUCGCGGUCGUAGUCCUGGCCCUCGCCCUGGGCCUGUCUGGGCGCUGGGCGCUGGAGUGGCUCCGUGCGCGCCGCGCGCUCACGCUGCACCCCGCGCCCCCCGCGCUGCCCCCCGACUCCUCCAGCCCCGCCGUGUCCCCGGAGCUCUUUUGGGGCACCUACCGCCCCCAUGUCUACUUCGGCAUGAAGACUCGCAGCCCAAAGCCGCUCGUAACUGGAUUGAUGUGGGCGCAGCAGGGCGCCACCCCAGGGACCCCUCCCAAGCUCAGGCACACGUGUGAGCAGGGGGACGGCGUGGGUCCCUAUGGCUGGGAAUUCCACGACGGCCUCUCCUUCGGGCGGCAACACAUCAAGGAUGGGACUUUAAGGCUCACCACUGAGUUCGUCAAGAGGCCUGGGGGACAACAUGGAGGGGAGUGGAGCUGGAGAGUGACCGUAGAGUCUCAGGCCUCAGGUACUUCUUCAUUCCCUUUGGUCUCCCUGUUCUUCUAUGUGGUGACAGAUGGCCAGGAAGUUCUACUUCCAGAGGUUGGAGCCAAAGGGCAGUUGAAGUUCAUCAGUGGGCAUACCAAUGAACUUGGUGACUUCCGCCUUACACUUUUGCCACCAACCAGUCCAGGAGAUGCUGCCCCUAAGCAUGGCAGCUACAACGUCCUCUGGUCCUCCAACCCAGGACUGCCACUCCUCACAGAGAUGGUAAAGAGUCGUCUAAACAGCUGGUUUCAGCACCAGCCCCCAGGGGUUGCUCCUGAACGCUACCUUGGCUUGCCUGGAUCUCUGAAGUGGGAGGAGAAAGGCCCAAGUGUGCAAGGACAGUUCUUGAUACAGCAGGUGACACUGAAAGUCCCCUUCUCUGUGGAGUUUGUGUUUGAGUCUGGCAGUGCCCAGGCAGAAAGAAAUCAAGCCCCUGGGCAGCUAGCAGGCAACCAACUGACCCAGGCCCUGGAAAGCCAUGCCACAGCCUUUCAAGAGCGCUAUGAGAAGACCUUCCAGCUAAAGGAGAAGGGCCUGAGUCUUGGGGAGCAGGCUUUGGGUCAGGUUGCCCUCAGUGGCCUCCUUGGUGGGAUUGGUUACUUCCAUGGACAGGGUUUAGUGUUGCCAGAUACUGGGGUGGAAGGGUCUGAGCAGAAGGUGGACCCUGCCCUCUUUCCACCUGUUCCCCUCUUCUCUGGGGUACCUUCCAGGUCAUUCUUCCCACGAGGCUUCCUAUGGGAUGAAGGCUUUCACCAGCUAGUAGUCCAGCGGUGGGAUCCCCACCUCACCCGGGAAGCUCUAGGCCACUGGCUGGGGCUGCUCAAUGCUGAUGGCUGGAUUGGACGGGAGCAGAUUCUGGGGGAUGAGGCCCGAGCCCGAGUACCCCCAGAAUUCCUGGUGCAACGGGCAGCCCAUGCCAACCCCCCAACACUGCUGUUGCCAGUAUUACACAUGCUCAAAGGUGGUGACUCUGCUGACGUAGCCUUCCUCCGCAGGGCCUUUCCCCGACUGCACGCUUGGUUCUCUUGGCUCUAUCAGAGCCAGGCAGGACCAGUGCCACUAUCUUACCGCUGGCGAGGCAGGGACCCAGCCUUACCCACUCUUCUUAACCCCAAGACACUACCCUCAGGGCUGGAUGACUAUCCCAGGGCCUCACACCCUUCUACAAUGGAGCGGCACCUAGAUCUGCGAUGCUGGGUGGCACUAGGUGCCCGGGUGCUGUCACAGCUUGCAGAGCAGCUGGGGGAGGCAGAAGCAGCUGCAGAGCUGGGCCCACUGGCUGCCUCUCUGGAGGAACCAGAAAGCCUGGAUGAGCUACAUUGGGCCCCAGAACUGGGGGCCUUUGCAGACUUUGGGAACCACACAAAAGCUGUACAGCUCAAGUCCAGGCCCCCUCAGGGGUUUGUUCGGGUGGUAGGCUGGCCCCAUCCUCAGCUGCAAUAUGUGGAUGCCCUGGGCUAUGUCACUCUUUUUCCCUUGCUGCUGCAGUUACUGGACCCUAGCUCACCCCGCCUGGGGUCCCUGCUGGACAUUCUAGCUGACAGUGGCCAUCUCUGGAGCCCCUUUGGAUUGCGAUCCCUUGCAGCCUCCAGCCCCUUUUAUAGACAGCGAAAUUCUGAGCAUGAUCCUCCCUACUGGAGGGGUGCAGUGUGGCUGAAUAUCAACUACCUGGCUUUGGGGGCACUCCACCACUAUGGACACCUGGAAGGUCCCCACCAGGCCCAGGCCGCCAAGCUCUACCGUGAGCUCCGUGUCAAUGUAGUGAGCAAUGUUCUGCAGCAGUAUCAGGCUACAGGGUUUCUGUGGGAACAGUACAGUGAUCAGGAUGGGCGGGGCAUGGGCUGCCGUCCCUUUCAAGGCUGGACCAGCCUUGUCUUGCUGAUCAUGGCUGAAGACUACUGAAAAGACAGGAGGAAGGCAAGACUAUUUAUGUGACUUGGAAUCUGGAGAGGUCUUUGAUUUCUGGUUCCAUACAUCUUGCUAAAGUUAUCUCAGGUGUUUCCUGUUAUCCCACACAGUCCUGGGGUGAAUGUGAACUCAAGAGUCUAUUUUUUUCUAAAUAAAAUGGAAGAAAUAUAAGUAAACUUA
Messenger RNA from Nannospalax galili (Upper Galilee mountains blind mole rat), 2824 nucleotides. It is a transcript of the gene Mogs, whose product is annotated as mannosyl-oligosaccharide glucosidase. Gene Ontology annotation, cellular component: endoplasmic reticulum membrane. The record is from RefSeq and is a predicted model, not a curated record. Gene Ontology annotation, biological process: oligosaccharide metabolic process; protein N-linked glycosylation. Lineage: Eukaryota; Metazoa; Chordata; Mammalia; Rodentia; Spalacidae. Gene Ontology annotation, molecular function: Glc3Man9GlcNAc2 oligosaccharide glucosidase activity.